This is a messenger RNA of Psammomys obesus (fat sand rat), 4357 nucleotides long. It is a transcript of the gene Ccdc177, whose product is annotated as coiled-coil domain containing 177. The record is from RefSeq and is a predicted model, not a curated record. NCBI's taxonomy places the organism in Eukaryota, Metazoa, Chordata, Mammalia, Rodentia, Muridae. Bases 304 to 2418 code for a protein of 704 amino acids. The transcript has 2 exons.
AGUGAGGGAAGAACCCAGCUUCCUUUUUUAAGAAUCAGUGCGAGCAAGGGGGUAGAGCCACGAUAUUUUAGGGAGACUCUGUCGCACUCCCCUUCCCCCGGGUAGCUAGCGUCUAGGAUGUGUGCACCCCGCUCGUAGUCUCCCAUGGAGAGACGCCGGCUGCGGCAGCCGGCCGUAACCCGACCCCGCCGGCGCAGGGACUGAAGAGGUGCUGGGGAGAGCAGCGAGAGGUGAACAAAAGCCCUCCGCGUGGGGGCCCGGAGCCCGGACCUGGGGGACUCCAACAAAGGACGGGGUUCAGCUAUGGUGGACCCGGUGCCAGAAGAGGAGAAGGAGGGAGCGGAGCCCGGCGGCACAGAAGGGGAUGAGGCCACAGCGUCCGUGCCCCCCGAGGCCCAGGGAGCCCAGCAGCCGGCUGCCUCCUCGGCCUCGGCCUCCGCCUCGGCAGCGCCGCCCCGCAAGGCCGAAGUCCCAUCCGGGGCAGAAGGUGGGCGCCGGGAGCAGUCCCCGCUGCUGCACCUCGAUCUCUUCAACUUCGCCUGCCCGGAGGCAGAGGGCAGCCGCUACGUCCUGACCAGCCCCCGCUCGCUGGAGGCCUGCGCCCGCUGUGCGGUCAAACCGGUGGAGCUGCUGCCUCGGGCCCUGGCUGACCUGGUGCGCGAGGCCCCGGGCCGCUCCAUGCGCGUGGCCACCGGCCUGUACGAGGCGUACGAGGCCGAGCGGCUGGCCAAACUGCAGCAGUGCCGCGCCGAGCGCGAGCGCAUCAUGCGCGAGGAGAAGCGGCGCCUGUUCACGCCCAAGGGUCCGGCUGCAGCCCCGACCUCGACCACGGCCUCCUCGGCGUUGAGCGCGGGCAGCAGCAGCAGCUGCAGCAGCAGCAGCCUCCCGGCCUCGCCCGCCUCGCGGGUCGCCCGAAGGACUUCUCCGAGUCCCCCCGCCAGGACCCGGCCUCCGCCCGCGGCUUCUCGGACAGGUAGGAAGAGCCACUCGCUGGACUCGCUGUCGCGCCGGCGGGACGGCGCCCUCAGCUCCGAGUCCGGCGCCUCGUCGUCGUCCUACAGCGGCGAGAGCCUCCGGGAGCUACGCUGGCCGCCUCGGGCUGCAGCCAGGAACAGCUGCCCCGCCGGCUCCGCGUCCUCCGCGCCCAACCCGCUGGGCCGCCCUUCCGCCCUGGCUCUGGUUCCGCUCACGGCCCGCAGCUUCAGCCUGGGAGACCUGAGCCACUCGCCGCAGACCGCUCAACACGUGGAGCGCAUCGUCCGCCAAGUGCGCGCCGAGCGAGGCCUGCGCGGGGUCCCCGAGCGCGACCGCAAGAUCGCCGCGCUCAUGCUGGCGCGCCACCAGGAGGAGCGCCUGUUGCUGGAGCAGCGCGCCGCGGCCCACGGCCAGUGGGAGCAACAGCGCAUGCGCGCCGAGCAGCGGCGGGAGCGCGAGGAACGCGAGAAGCAGCGCGCGCUCGAGCAGGGCCGGCGCGCCUGGGCCGCGCAGGUGGAGGAGCGGCGGGGCCGGCGGGGCCGGGAGGAGCGGGAGGCGGCGCGGAGGAGGCAGCAGCAGUGCGAGCGCAGCGAGGAGCGGCGGCGGGAGCUGGCGGAGCGCCAGGGCCUGCUGCGGCGGGAGCGGGCGGAGCGCGCCGCGCGGGACGACCGGCUGCGCAAGCUGCAGCAGGAGCAGAACCUGAAGCAGCGGGAGGAGGGCCUGCGGGAGGGGCGGGAGCGCGCCGAGCUGGCCCGCAGGGAGCGCGCCCAGCGAGCGGCGCGCGCCAAGCAGCGCCAGGAGGGCCAGCAGCAGCGCGAGAAGCGGGAGCUGAGCCGGGCCGAGCGGGCCCGCCACGAGGUACUGCUUCGGGGCCGAGUCCGGCAGCAGCACGAGGAGCGGGAGGGCCUGCGGAGCUCCCUGGAGGCCAGCUUGGGCCGCGCGCAGGAGAACUACGAGCAGCUGCUGGAGCAGCGAGCCCGGGAGCUGCGGGAGCGGGCCCGGAGGGAGGAGCUGCAGGGCCGGCGGGCUAAGGAAGCGGCCGAGCGCAAGGAGCGGGAGCAUCAGGCCCACCUGGAGGCGCUGGCGCGGGCGGGUGAGCGACGUCUGCAGCACGCGGCGCAGGUGGCCGAGGAGGCGGUGCAGCAGAAGGCGCGGCGCGUGGUUCAGACCCGCCUGGAGAAGGAGAGGACCCAGCGCGCCAACAAGGAGAAGGUGGAGAGGGAUGAAGACUGCCGCCGCCGGGAACUGCUGCAGGCCAUUGGGCGGAAGCUGGAGCGCAGCGAGCAGCUCUCUCGGGAACGGCGAAGUGCACUGGAGAGCGCCCGCUCCACAGCCCGGGCCUCCUUUCAUGUGCGGGAGAAGGUGCGGGAGGAGACCAACACACGCUCUUUUGACCGCAUGGUGCGAGAGGCCCAGCUACAAGCCAGCCUGGACCGCAAAUGACGGCUGCCAUGUGCGGGCCAUGCUGCUCUGUAUAGCUAGAUGGCCUCCAGGUGGGGCCUUCCUUAGUCACUUUGACCAAACUCCGGGCAUCUCCAGUCCAGCUGUUACAGCAUGAACUCUCCGGACUAAUGAAUCAUGAGGCACUGAGAAGCCAGACGUGGUACUUUUCCGUCUGCCGCCAUUAUUUUACAGACUUACGUCGUUUGGAAAUGACAAGGCACAUCCACUUGUGUCUUUGGGUUGGAAUAGGAAGUAGCUAGGGAGAGGGAGGGUCCCCUAGGAGAAAGCACAGAGGUGAAUGUCGGGUUCUCUCUGCCACAGUUGCCUUGGGCAUCUUUCUGACAUUUGCGUCCAAGACAACUUUAAGUUGCAGCAGCCAAGGGGAUAUCUUCCAGGCUCACCUCUAUCUUUUGAAAUACAAGUUGCACAGACCUUAAAGUCUCCCAAGAAAGCACAGCUUUUCGAAGAUGUUAGUUCAUGCACAAGGAACCACAAAAGCUAUUAGUUCUGAGUGUGGGACUAUUAGUCUGACACCUGAGCAAAUUUCUCCUGUUCCCAUAUUUUUUUUUUCAGUUGAACCCCUAGGCUUUCUAGUUAGACAAUCAUCUGCAGAUAAUAAUCACUUCUUAUUCUCCCAAAUGGCAUAGGGUGGAUUGGUGACGCUGUUUGGCUUUAACGGAAGCCCUCCAUCCUCCGAGUUCUCUGGAGGUGAUGGUUUUCUUAGGCAGCAGCAUCCCACCCCAUGAGGCUUCCAUGGAAGGUGGUGUAUUCCAGUGGAGGCAAGUGUCUGCUGCCCAUUUCCCUGUGUGGGGCCUGCAGACAGAAGCCAUUGCCUUACAAAGCAGAGUUACCUUCUGUGCCUGCCCAGGCCGCUCUUGCCUAAAGCUCCAGCCUUGAAUGCGGUCUCUAGGGUGAGCCCUGGAGUGUGUAGGAUUCCCGCUGUGAUUCAGUCAGUUCAGCGCCCUGAGGACCAUUUAGGAUCCUUGGCUGCUUACCUGUGGUGGCUGAAGGUCUAGAAUUGCCUCUGUGCUGAGCUGUGCUAGUGUUGGUAGGGUAUCACUCUUCCCUAGUGGGAAAAAAGAAUCUUCCCUCCUUAAAUUCCUGGUACCCUCUCACAUACCUGGAGUAUUUAAUCAGUUUCUUGGUGCCUCACCUUUCCCAUCUGCCAGAUAGGGCCUUCAGAGCUCUUCUGGUACCUCAAAAUCUCCUGGAUCCAGAGCACCACUUCAGUGUUAUUUGUUGGUUUCCUUUGUGCCUUUCUUGACCUGGAGUUGGGAGGCAGGAGGACCGCUAUUAGCCUAGUUUGUUUCUGGUAAUAUGGAUUCCUGGCAUUAGACAGGACAGUGCAUCACAGAUGGUCAUUUAGCAUCUGAGGUGUGUGUGUAGGGCGGGGGUGGGGUGUGCUUGAAAUACCAAGCCACUCCCUGGUCAGAAGGUUUAGUUAUCACUUGGCAGUUUUAACCCAUUGAGCGCUCCUUCCGUGAAGCUGAAACUGACCCCACUCAUAGCCACCUGUCAGCUAUGUGUUCACCAGAAAAGGUGGGAAGUCCACCACACCAUCCCCUUUGACAGCAAAUCAAGGUCAGGAAGUAAAACAAAAACAAACAAAAAAAACUUACCAAAAAGAAAGGAAUCAGGGUAGAGAUGUAGUGCAUUAGAUGUGUUUUGUGUGUAUUCUGCUGGCAGAAUUGUCCCUAAAAUGACUGGCGAUUGCCCACACCCCUCAUCAACCCUACCCCAUCACAUGCUAAGAGGAGUCUUGUGUCAAAGAAAGCUGUGUCUAGGUGUCACGCCUGAGAUAAUGUGAAACCAGGAAAGGUGCAAUGUACCAAGGCUUGUGUCUUGAAUGGGUGGUGUGUCCUUUAACACUUGUUGGUGAGCUGUGAUAAUGUGCUGCUCUAAGACAGGAGCAUUUUACUAAAGAGUUAAUGUGAUUGUG